This is a messenger RNA of Coccinella septempunctata (seven-spotted ladybird), 1398 nucleotides long. RefSeq lists its product as uncharacterized. NCBI's taxonomy places the organism in Eukaryota, Metazoa, Arthropoda, Insecta, Coleoptera, Coccinellidae. The record is from RefSeq and is a predicted model, not a curated record. Gene Ontology annotation, molecular function: nucleic acid binding. The transcript has a single exon. Bases 1 to 1398 code for a protein of 465 amino acids.
AUGUACAGGCAGGUCAAACUACAUGAAGAUGAUCAAACAUUCCACACUAUUUUAUGGAGGUUCAACAAAAAUGACCCAAUCCAGGAAUAUCAACUCACGACAGUCACCUACGGAACCGCUCCCGCUGCCUACCUUGCUAUAAGAACCAUGCACCAAUUAGCCAUGGAUGAAUGCGACAAAUUCCCGAGAGCUGCGGAACUGAUACUUGAAGAUUUCUACGUCGAUGAUUUUCUCUCCGGCGCCCACAAUAAAGAAGAGGCACAAAAAAUCAGACAAGAAGUUAAAACGCUACUUCUCAAGGGAGGAUUCAACAUUCGAAAAUGGAAAAGCAAUCUCACAUUAAAUGAUGAUACGUCCUUUCAAGAUUUCAACAGCAGAGAGGACAUAACCAAAAUUCUGGGAAUUAAAUGGUCACCACAAAAUGAUAACUUCCAAUACACUAUUAAACAAACUUCCAAUCGAACAAACACAAAAAGACAAGUGCUAUCUGAAAUUGCUUCAAUAUUCGUUCCAUUAGGUCACAUGGCUCCAAUUGUAAUCAAGGCGAAAAUAAUUAUGCAAGACAUAUGGAAAACUGGUAAAAAAUGGGAUGAAGCUAUUCCUACAGAAAUCCAAACAGCGUGGGACAAAUUCAAAGAAGAACUGCCAAUAAUAGAAAACCUGCAACUACCACGAUGGUUCCAGUAUAAUCCAGAGCAGCCCAUUGAACUACACGGAUUCUGUGAUGCAUCGCAAAGAGCCUAUGGAGCAGCAAUAUACACCAAAGCAGUCGUGAAGGACAAAACCCAGACAACAUUGCUAGUAGCCAAAACAAAAGUUGCACCUGUAAAAAACAAAUUAACUAUCCCGCAAUUGGAACUUUGUGCCGCAACAUUAUUGGCGAAACUGAUGAAACGAACAAUUACAGCCCUGAAGAUCGCCGACAUAAAUAUUUACACAUGGUCAGACUCAAAAGUUGUAUUAGCCUGGUUACAGAAAACUCCGAAUAAGCAAAACGUCUUCAUAGUCAACCGAGUCAACGAAGUUCAUCGCUUACUAGGUCAAGUUCAAUGGAACUACGUGAAAUCGGAGGAGAAUCCAGCUGAUUUACUAUCCAGAGGCGCGCUACCAAGUAAACUCCAGAAAAACACAUUAUGGUGGAAUGGACCUGCAUGGCUCAAAACAUCAAGUAGUGAAAUCAAGAGAAGUGAAGGGAUUCCAAAAGAAAUCGUAAUGAAUAACGAAGAAUUUCAAGAACUAACGGUGUUUACCACCAAGACCAAUGGACCUCUAGAAUUGUUAACAAAAUUCUCAUCCUGGAAGAAGACUAACAAAGUCGGACCUUCCUCGAAAAAUAAAGAAUUCCAGACGAGAGACCAACUCCGGACGUCAGCACCAAUUCAUGACCAUGCCCAAUAA